GGGGGAGAUGAAAGGGAAGGAAAACAGCUGAUGGUAUAUAAACAAAAAGGCAUGGCUGUACGGAAGGAUUUUGCGUGAUUCGUUAGGAGCGAAUGGUACUGGAGUGACAAUAUACUAUCGUUUUAGAAGUGUUUUUAUUUUUUAAAGUAUAUUGAUCAGCCAGUAAGCCAGUCGUUCUGAAGACGCAAGAUGAAGCCGCCGCAGUUUGGAGCUGACAUCACGAACCAGACCAACAAUGAAACGAAUCUACCUGCAGUGAUGCAUUGCACACGUAUGGCUGGAAGAGCUAUCAUCAGAGUUGUCGGAAGGUGUAACGACGCACAAGAAAACAACAACCUAGAUCUGUCGGAGUGCCAGCUGAUGCAGGUGCCCGACGCUGUGUACCAUCUCAUGCGCCACACGACGCUCAAAGGCUGCAACCUCUCCAGCAACGUCAUCACCAAGAUUCCGCCGAAAUUCGCGGUCAAAUUCUCUUUGAUAACAGACCUCAACCUGUCGCACAACCAGAUGAGCAAGUUGCCCGACGAGCUGUCGGACCUGGCGGAGCUGGCGCGGCUCGACAUCUCGCACAACGCCUACAUCGCGCUGCCGCGGGUCGUCUUCAAGAUCCCCAAGCUGGCCCGCCUGCGCGCCAACAACAACCACAUAGUCGACGUGGAGGUGGAGAGGCUACAGGACGCGCCCUCGCUGGAGGAGGUGGACCUGCAGGAGAACCCGGUGAGCCCGAGGUGCCACGACGCGCUGACGGCGGUCUCCUCGCCCCGCGUCCUCCUCAGCGCCCGCGCCCUCGAGGACUGGGAGGACCUCGCCGUCUAGAGGCGCGCGGCCUAGCCCCGCAGUCCCGUCGGUAGUGUCGGGAACACAUGGAGCCGACGAUGGACAUACACCGCCUGGCACGAGCCUUCGCGCGGUUCCAAACUUCCCGCGUGCUUCACCACCGGGCACUCACGGUGCGAUUUUAAAACUGCUCAACAUAUCUCGGUGGGUCUGUUUACGCGAAAAGCAUUCAAGAAAACGUUUGUCGGCGGAUGAGUAGUUCUGUUUCCGUAUUUCAUUUGCUAAACUGAAGUUUUAGGAGGCUGCGUGUUUUCAAAAUACACGUUUAGAGAUUUUUUGAAAAUACUCCGGGCGUUGCAUUACACCUUUGUCUUCAUUUCUUUGUCAUCUAAUGUUAUGGCCGACGCUUAACUCAUAAUUUCCCAAUGCACGACGGUAAGACUGCGCGCCAGUUCAGAGCCUCAGUAACACAAAUACACCCCUGGCUGGGUGGUCCACUUGAGUAUGAAACCUGCUUUUACCUUCGGUAUUUUUACCUUACCAGUAUGGUUAUCAAAUCCCAGGCUAUAAUAUUCCCAAUAAUUUUCGAGAACAGUUUACUUAUAGUUCAAAACACGCAAAGUCUCCCACCCAACGCCCCAUAAACCAAUCUGCCUGCCAUGUUCUGAUUGGAUCUCGGCAAUCUGACAAAUUUUUUUCAACUUAUAAACGAUUUAGAAAAAAAUUACUUUAAAAUCAUGAGGUUAAUAAUUGUAUAAUUGUGUAGCGCUCUAUAAUAAACAACCAUGAGGCAACAAUCACAAAGUUACAGCAUAAAGUCACAUGUUGGAAGUUUUAAAUUGCGUGAAGGCUUUAAGAAAAUAACUGCCCCAAGAGCGAACGGGUCAUUUUCCAUUCAUAAUGUUAGCAAAAAAAAUUCUUACCAAUUGUGAGUACCACUUGCAAACAAACGCUCAUGUUUACAUCAUCAGUUGAUUCGGGUGCUUGCCAAUCGUAUGCCGAUGGCCUCGUGCGCAGAAGACAUAAUCGGUCUAUGUCCAUCAUUACUCUAUGUUGAAGAUGUUUGUAACGAGUUCAUUGAAAAAUUUUAUACACAUUUUUACUCUUAUACUUGAUACUCAGUAGGUACAGUGCCUUGUUUCGAUGAACUUUAUAAUUUUUUUUAUAUCGUUGCUGCUUAUUUUGAAGGGAAGGGGAAAUUUUCAGUUUGAAUGGACGACAAAUUAAAUCUUUUGGUGCCUUUUGGUGCAAGUUACGUAAAUCAAAACCUUUAUUUUGUAAUUUGUCUGUAGAAAUUCUGCCAAGUAGUAUGGUAAAGGCUCCGUGGUAUGUUCACGAGGCAAAAUGUGGUAACACAUUUUAGGAUUGUAAUGCAUUUGCAGGCACCAGUGGAGGUGGUUAUGUUAGUAAUCACUCUGCAGGUGGUCUGUGUGGUUGUUUUUUAACUACUGGCAAUAUGUUGUGUGAGCUGGUCUACAAAUUCUAGUCUUUUAUCUUCUUGUUUUCAUAGUAGUUAUUUAUGUUAUGCUUCAUUUUUGAAGUAAAUUGAAAGGUUUCUCUAAGUGCAGAGAUAAAAUAAUCUGUGAGGUGAACAUAAACUGCCUCCGAUUAUUUACAUUAAUAAUUUAUGAACUAUGAUAGUUCAUUGUUAUUAAUAUUCUGUUUAAAAAUGUAGCAAUGUUCUAUUAUUAUUUAUGUUGUUGAAGCAGAUAUUAAGCACAGUACUUUGUAGUAGCUGUUAAGUGAUAAAUAAAAAAUGACAUAGUGAGUUACUAUUGUUUUUAACAUAUGUUGUAAUUAACUUAAAUACGGAAGCUAAUUCCUUUCGGCCAGUAACUACUUGACUUGUUUUUAUGAAUUGUACAUCAAUCUUUACAUGUUCCAUGGUCCCAAUAUAUCUGGUUGUCUCAGGUUGUAAAGUUCACAAAGUAAUGUGAACUAUUAUGACAAUUAUAGGUUGUCACACUCAUUAGGAAACGAAAAAACUAAACAAAAAUUCAUGGGUGAGAGUCAUAAUGUUAUCAAUUAGAAAAAAAACUGCACCAUUUGUAAAUAAGUGUAGCAAUAGGUUCUUUACUUGAUCGUUACCAAACUGUAUAUAUAAACACUGUUGUUCAUUGAUUGUAAUUUAUGAUUUGUGUAACCUAACAUUUUAGAACAAUUUUAAAUGCCAUUAUUUUUGUUUGUGAUGUCAAGCCAAUCAAAAUAAUUAACUAACUUAAAAUUAUUUUUGGCAGCCAACGUGUGAUUGAAAUGCUCCGAUUUCAUUAUAAAAAUACCUUUUAAUUACUGCUUAUUUAUCUACAUAAAAAUUACCUUUAACGAAUAAGCGAUUUGUGUUAGCUAGUGUAUUUCAAAGAUAAUUUUACGGAUUUUGGCAUAAAUUUAAUGAGGUACCGUUUUUUUUUAUUUUAAGUCUUUAACUACUUAAGUUGUUUGACUGUUCACUCGAAACUCAACAGUCAUCUUUACAAAAAACAGAAGCUGACUUCAAAUAAAUUUCUUCGACAUUAGGAAAGAACAUGAUUGAAAUGAAGUAGCAUGUACUAAAAAUGUAUAUGUUUGUAAAUUAUAUUUAUAUGUAAAUAGUGUGAACUUUUAAUAUUCCAAAUGAUGUGAUUUUAAAAACGUGUUUUACAGUUUUAUAUGUGUUAUGUAUUGUUAGUUUUUUCCUUAAAUUUUUUUAGCUUUGUUAAAAAAUUAUUUUAUUAGUCUAAACAGUAUUUUAAUCAACUAUUUUUACCUGUCUUUAAGCCAAACACACCAAGUGUAGGUACUAAUGAAAUCGAGCAACUAUUGUGAAUAUUUUGCAACUGCUUUGAGAAAGAAUAUUGUUCAUGUAGCUAAACAUUUAAUGUAAUGAAUUUUUAUUUAAUAAAAAUGUUGAAACUUA
This is a messenger RNA of Bacillus rossius redtenbacheri, 3670 nucleotides long. It is a transcript of the gene Sclp, whose product is annotated as leucine-rich repeat protein SHOC-2. NCBI's taxonomy places the organism in Eukaryota, Metazoa, Arthropoda, Insecta, Phasmatodea, Bacillidae. The coding region runs from base 190 to 816 and encodes 208 amino acids. Gene Ontology annotation, molecular function: protein binding. Gene Ontology annotation, biological process: neuron projection regeneration. The transcript has 4 exons. The record is from RefSeq and is a predicted model, not a curated record.